Cryptococcus wingfieldii CBS 7118 is the source of this 861-nucleotide messenger RNA. Its product is annotated as BET3 family protein. The record is from RefSeq and is a predicted model, not a curated record. Gene Ontology annotation, cellular component: TRAPPII protein complex; TRAPPI protein complex; TRAPPIII protein complex. The coding region runs from base 1 to 861 and encodes 286 amino acids. The transcript is spliced from 4 exons. Lineage: Eukaryota; Fungi; Basidiomycota; Tremellomycetes; Tremellales; Cryptococcaceae. Gene Ontology annotation, biological process: endoplasmic reticulum to Golgi vesicle-mediated transport.
AUGUCAGCCAGCUCCCGCUUCUCCCUCUCCUCCCUCCCCUCCCCCAGCCCCUCCCUCUACUCCCACUCCCACUCCCCCUCCGCCUCCACCCUCGCCGCCGCAAACCAGAACCGCCGCGAGUCCGCCAGAGCAUCCCAGCCCUCCUCGCUCCAGCAGCAGCUCUUCGGGAGCAGCACUCCGGCCCCACUGGGCCCCCAAAAUAUCCAAGAUCGUCCCCUGGGCAAGUCAAAGCUUGCAGAAGUAGGCCUCGGUGCAUGGUCAUUCCUAUUCGCCGAGGUCGUGGCAUACAGCCAGAGCAGAGUGGAUAGCGUGUCUGAUCUGGAAGCGAGGUGUGUCUUGCUCCUAUUGCUGUACAUGAUGGAGCCUGGGGUCUGGCUGGGGUGUCUGCGGCCGGUGCUAAUUGAAGGAAUGCACUACAGAUUGUCGUCAUUAGGCUACGAUGCAGGACAGAGGAUACUCCCGCUCCUGCUCUUACGCAACACCCAGUCGUCAGGCAUCAAGGAGCCCAAAAGGGAGCACCGCCUCAUCCCCAUACUCCAAUUCAUCCAUACGCAGGUGUACCGCUAUUGCUUUGGCAAGCCCGCAGACGGUCUGGAACGCAGCGUAGAGGAAGAGAACGAGUACAUGAUCACGUUAAACCAGCCACCAUUAACUCAAUUCAUAUCUGUGCCGAAAGACAUGUCACAGCUCAGCUGCGAGGCGUUCACCGCCGGCAUCGUCGAAGGCGUGCUCGACGGUCUGGAAGUGCCGGCUCGCGUAACAGCUCAUACGGUACCGACAGACCAGUUUCCUCAACGCACAGUCAUCCUCAUCAAGCUAGACCAAAAGGUGAUGGACAGGGAGGAAGCGUUGGGCAAAUAG